AUGAUAAAGGAGACAUCAACAUCAAAACAUCACCAAAAAGGCCAGCAACAGGUUACCUCAUCAAGUGGUUCAUCAGCAGCAUCGUCAACAUCAAAACCAACAACUUCAACAACAACAACAACAUUAACAAAUGGAGGAUAUGUAGUGCUGGGUAUUGUAGCUGUUUUGAGCUCUCUUUUCUUCUACCCAUUGUUGUUUAAAUACUUUGACUUCACAGGCAUGCAGUCGAAUCGAGUGGAGGUUAGCUCUAUACAAGGAGGUCUCAAAAAGAUAUCACAUUGGUCAAAGAACAAUGGAGUAUGCUCACAUCGUAUUGCAGUUGGCUACAACACAAACUUGGACCUUGUGGUUGAUGCCAUCGAGCUGAUGCAGAUGCUUGGUGUGAUCACCAGCGAAUCACCGCUUUCAGCCGACUCUAUCGACUCAAUCGAUGACUUUGAGAACACCUUUACUUAUUACUUUAAAACUGGAAGUGCUGCAGAGAGAACUAUCAACGACAAGAAACUGUUUGAUGUCAUACUGAACGCUGCACUGAGUCUAAAGAGGAAGGAGUUCCACACUGGUGGAAACGCAGGAAUUAUAGCCAAUCGAUUGGCAAAGGAGGGAUGCAAUGUCUACCUAAGUGGUGUUGUCGGAGAGCGUCUUAAACAGCUACUGCAUGAAAGGAUCAACGUCAUUGACUACAACAGAGACACACAGGACGAGAUUCACUUGAUUAUGGAGUACCAAAGGAAUGAGUCAUGGGGUCAGCACGUCACUCCACGAGCCAAUCGCUUCAUUGUGUCACGUGAUGAAUCAAAUGCCAAUAUGGCCACAUUAGAGGUGCUCCACCAUCAUCUAAAGGCCAGUAGUGGUACAGAAAGAACAGAUCUUCUUAUACUCUCGGGUCUCCAUCUCUUGGAUGUGGCACACGCCAACCGUAUCGAUGAUAUGGCCAAGGUUUUGGAGGAGACGCCGCACUCUACAUCAUCUAUGCCUAUACAUUUGGAACUGGCAUCAAUGACAUCGGUACCCAUCAUCAAGGACAUUGCCUCAAAGAUCAUCCCAAACGUAGACAGUGUCGGUCUGAACGAACAAGAACUUGGCUUCCUGUACAUCAACACAGGAGGUAGCCAACACAAACUGGCAGACUUUAGCUCACCAUCGAUCAACACUGCAGUCGAUGCCAUCAUUCACCUGUUCAACAAUGUCGGAGGCCACAGGUCAGACCUUAUGGACAUUGACAUUGAUGGAGGCAAAAAGACAUUGUCUCGAGUGCAUUUCCAUUAUCUUACCUACCAUAUCGUAGCGGUCAAGAAGGAUAUGUGGCCCAAGGAGCGCUCCAUGAUGUCGGUUGCCGCAUCAUCACUGGAGGCCAGCGAUCAAGCUUGCGGUUUCAAGGAUGUGGAGCUACGAAUCCCUCUCAAGUUUGAGGUGGACUAUAGGUAUACACCAGGCUCCAAACUCAAGUUUAACAUUGAUGAGACAUUCCCAGUGGUCACCUGGCAGGAUGAGGGUAUUGAGUUCCACUUGGCGCCGGUGCUCGUUUGCAAAGCACCCUCCAAGACAGUUGGUCUUGGUGAUUCAAUUUCCACCACAGGCUUCAUCUACCAGACACUAAAGUCGUAA
Molecule: messenger RNA, 1608 nt
Organism: Acytostelium subglobosum LB1
Lineage: Eukaryota; Evosea; Eumycetozoa; Acytosteliales; Acytosteliaceae
Exons: 2
Coding region: 1-1608 (535 amino acids)
Biological process (GO): glucose metabolic process
Cellular component (GO): endoplasmic reticulum
Molecular function (GO): ADP-specific glucokinase activity
Source: RefSeq, a predicted model, not a curated record